Molecule: messenger RNA, 1709 nt
Organism: Episyrphus balteatus (marmalade hoverfly)
Lineage: Eukaryota; Metazoa; Arthropoda; Insecta; Diptera; Syrphidae
Gene: myd
Product: 45 kDa calcium-binding protein
Exons: 3
Coding region: 552-1586 (344 amino acids)
Biological process (GO): calcium-ion regulated exocytosis
Cellular component (GO): endoplasmic reticulum
Molecular function (GO): calcium ion binding
Source: RefSeq, a predicted model, not a curated record
AAAUUUACCCCUACAGAAACUUCAACUGCUUUGCAGAGUGUGCAAGUUUUUUUUUUCUCACAGUUUGCUAUCAUUUCACUGUAAAAUAUUUCAAAUUCCUCAACAAAACAACGUUACCUAUUAUGAAAUAAAGAGUUGUUUAAAAUACAUUUAUUAAUAUCCUAACUUAAAUAUUGAUGAACAAAAAACAAUACUAUUACUUGAAACAUUCAACCAUCAUCGAUAUCACAAUAGACCUAUUAAUUACCAUUUGAAAAAUCGAUGCUUUGUCAUAUUAAAAGUAUGAAGAGAAACAACAACAACAACACUAACACCAGCCAGUCAACCCAACUUUCACUUUCAAAAACCUGUUAGGUGGUGUGUAGAGACAGACAGAGACGUCCGCCUCUAUUACGCGAGAUGAAAAUUCGGCAUCGUAUCGUAACGAAGAAGGUGUGGAGGUAGAAUUUGCAAACUAUUGCAUUUGGGCUUUAGGAAUCGGAAUCGGAUGUUGAUGUGAUCGAAAUCGGUCUUGUUUUCUGCGCGGCGGGUAUCAAUUUAGGUUAAAAGAUAUGGCUAAUCUUUUCUUUUAUCGACCCAUUCGAUGGCUAAAAUGGUCAACACUUUUGGCAAUUGUUUUUUAUUUAUUCUUUAUUGGUAUCACAUUCAAUGUAACAAUUGGAUCGAUGAAUAAAUUAAUCUAUUCUAAAAAACACAAUACCUUGGCUCCAAAUUCGGCAGAGGAAAAGGACAUUGAUACGUCAAGUGAACGCCUGGAACCGGAAACUGUUAUUUUGGCGGCAAGUUCAACAGACGAAUUAAAAAUAUUGGAAAAGGCAUUUAAAAGCGCUGAUAAAAAUCGAGACUCAUUUCUUGGUAUCCAAGAACUGGCCAAAUAUAUUAACCGAAAAAUAAUCGAACACAUUGAGUGGGCCAUCGAAAUGAAUCCAAUUGAGUUCAGCAAAGUAGACAGAGAUCCUGGUGACGGACUGAUAACAUGGGAAGAAUAUCACACUUAUUUUCUCAAAGAACAUGGUGUCGAUGAAAACGAAAUUAAAGAUCAUAGUGAAGUUAAGCAUACAUCACUGGAUCGUAAGGCAAAAGAAGAAAUGAUGCGUGACAAAGCACGUUGGUCAGAGGCGGCUCGUAUUGAUCUCUUCAGCUUAACACUCGAUGAAUUUUUGGCUUUUCGUCAUCCCGAAUCGAGCACUGCCAAUUUGCUCAGUUUGGUAGAUGAUCUUUUGCGACUCUUCGACAUAGAUGGAGAUGAUCAAUUGUCAAUUGAAGAAUUUUCUGAUGUCACAGUAGACGAUGAUGAUGAUGUUUAUAGGAGAUCAGUUAUUUCCAAAACUGUCGAAGAACGUCGAGAAGAGUUCAAGAGGAUUAUCGAUAAGAAUAAUGAUGCUAGAGCAGAUCGAGGAGAACUACUCAAUUAUGUUAACCCUAGACACCCAAGAUAUGCUGUACAAGAAGCUGCCACGCUUAUAAGUUUAACUGAUUCUAAUAAAGAUGGAAAGUUAUCUCUCAAAGAGGUUCAAGAUAGCGCAAAAAUAUUCCUUCAAUCUAAAAUGAUCGACACUGCUAAUAGUUUUCAUGAAGAAUUUUAGGCACGACAACUAUAAAAAAGCCUCCAAUUCAUAAAUACUCUAUUGACUUUCAGCACAAUUUGAUUCUCAUGUUCAAUUUUAAUCACCGUCCUGGGGCAAUAUUUUUCAUAUAUACUCGUAAUU